This is a messenger RNA of Cyprinus carpio (common carp), 1218 nucleotides long. RefSeq lists its product as uncharacterized. Lineage: Eukaryota; Metazoa; Chordata; Actinopteri; Cypriniformes; Cyprinidae. Gene Ontology annotation, molecular function: RNA polymerase II cis-regulatory region sequence-specific DNA binding; DNA-binding transcription factor activity. The record is from RefSeq and is a predicted model, not a curated record. Gene Ontology annotation, biological process: regulation of transcription by RNA polymerase II.
AUAUACAUCUAGAGUCUAAUAAGCAAGAAUAAGCAAGUAGAAUAAGCAAGUGUAGUGAAUUGCUUUUAUUGGCGUUUCAUCGGAUUUGUUUUCGUUUUAUACUUCGGUAAAAUGUCAAGACUAGACAAGUUACAUUCCAGCCUGACGAAGCGAAUGUCGAUGGUCAUUCGUGAUAUUUGGGUGGAGGUGGAAGCGACGGUGAAGGACUAUCAAAAGGAAGCAGCCCAAACACGAUCAGAAAACGCGAGACUGAAACAGCAGCUCAAGGAUGUGCUGAGCAGGAAUAAGGCACAUUUAAACGGAGUCCACUAUGUCCCUCCUGAUGAAGUCUCACCCGCAGAAUUACCAGCAUGUGGUUAUGGGUCCCCAGUUGAAUCAGAAGAUCAGCAAAUAGAGGGCAAUGCCCAGAGUCAAGAUUCACCUAGUGAACUGAAGCCACGCAUACUAGAUGUCAUUUCAGUCUGUAAGACGGAGACAGAGGAUAGAGAGCAGGUGCAUCUAAAAGGUGUCUCAUCCGCAGGUGAAGAACGGCUCUUCCGUCAGUUCGACAGCUCGAGUACGGAUGAGACGUGGAACAGGAACGUGCCCACUGCGGCAACACCAAGGAUCAAGACAGAGCCCGAGGACACCAUCAUCACAAUAACAUCUUCAGUUACUACCACCCCUGCCCAUGCUGGUCCGUGUCAAGACUCAGAACCCGUUCACCAGAUGAGAACAGCCAGUGACAUUUCAACCAUGUCGAGGAGACCGCAGCGAAAGGAGUGCCUUCGCACACGAUACACCAAACCUAGAAGAGCAUCCACAAAAGAUCACGAUCAUGAAGGGCCAUAUAAGUGUAACAAAUGUGGAAGGCUCUUAAAGGACUUGGCAAAGCUGCAACUGCACAACAGAUUGCAUGAAAGGUCCUUCAUCUGUCACUGGUGUGGCAGAAAUUUCUCUAAGUUUGACUACCUUCGGAUGCAUAUGCGCACACACACCGGCGAACGGCCUUACCGCUGCAACUGGUGCUCAAAGACCUUCAGCCAGAGCGGAAACAUGAGGAGACAUGAGCGCACGUGCCGGAGUUUCAGUGAAGAACCAGCAUCGCACGCACUAGAAGAUCAACAGCUGCCCGCCGAGUGACCAAUGCGUCAUUGUUGCCAGAUCGCUGCAGGCACACCUCAAGAAAGAACCUGUUAUUGUGAUAGAGAGCUGACAUAAAAUUUUCAUUACAUAUAA